AUGAGAGACUCUGUGAGCGUCACGGGGACACUCUCCAGUGUAGCCCAGUGGAUCGCUGAGGUACGCGAACCGUCACACCACGGUGCCUUACCACCCGAGGGAAGCACGAGGGCUGAGAUACUGCCAGGUUGCCCAAGCCUAGACAGGGGAAAUCAGGAAACAGACGUCAGGUUCGAACCCCGUCCGGUCAGUAAAUUCGCGCUCCAACUACUGAGCCAUCUCAUUCCACGGUUUUGCCGAGACGCGUUCAACAUGAUACCCAAGGAAUACAAAAACGCUAUGGGAUUUCGUAUUUGUGCUCUCAUCAGACGACACGUGUGGAACCCCACACGGAUCCCUUUUUACCGCUCGCACUCAGUUGCUGCUACGGCCGCACGCAAGAUUGGCCAAGAAUUCGGGACGCUUGGCGGUCCGGCAUCAAGCAGAGAUUUGAUUGGUCGAAAGUCUGGACCCAACGGCCAAUCAUGA
Messenger RNA from Opisthorchis viverrini, 468 nucleotides. RefSeq lists its product as hypothetical. NCBI's taxonomy places the organism in Eukaryota, Metazoa, Platyhelminthes, Trematoda, Opisthorchiida, Opisthorchiidae. The record is from RefSeq and is a predicted model, not a curated record. The transcript has 3 exons. Bases 1 to 468 code for a protein of 155 amino acids.